AUGCUCAAAGACAGAGGCUACUCUAUUCCGUCAACCGAAAUCGAGCUCUCGCUCGAAGAAUUUCGGCAAGUUCAUGGUCAAUCUCCGGAUGUUGAUCGACUCCGGUUUACAGCUAGUCAUAGCACUGAUCCCUCUAAAAGGUUUUUGGUGAUUUUUAGUGGGCCAGGGAAGAUUACUAACCAGGCUUUGAAAGUGGUUCAUACUCUAUCUUUCAAAGUUGAAAUUUUCCAGAUCACAGACUUGCUUGUUAAUAUUACAAAGCAUGUGUUGAAGCCAAAGCAUCAGAUUCUGACUGAUAAGCAGAAAAGGAAUCUCCUGAAGAAGUACGAUAUACAAGAAAAGCAGCUUCCUCGGAUGCUACAGACAGAUGCAAUUGCUCGAUACUAUGGACUUCAGAGGGGGCAGAUUACUAGCCAGGCUUUGAAAGCGGUUGAUCUUUUAUCUUUCAAAGUUGAAAUUUUCCAGAUCACAGACUUGCUUGUUAAUAUUACAAAGCAUGUGUUGAAGCCAAAGCAUCAGAUUCUGACUGAUAAGCAGAAAAGGAAUCUCCUGAAGAAGUACGAUAUACAAGAAAAGCAGCUUCCUCGGAUGCUACAGACAGAUGCAAUUGCUCGAUAUUAUGGACUUCAGAGGGGGCAGAAUUCAAAUGAAUUCUCCGUAGAAUUCAAAUGUUGUAUCAUGCAUAAGUUUAUAACCGUAGAAUUGUAA
Molecule: messenger RNA, 708 nt
Organism: Vicia faba (fava bean)
Lineage: Eukaryota; Viridiplantae; Streptophyta; Magnoliopsida; Fabales; Fabaceae
Source: the annotation of a GenBank genome assembly